Molecule: messenger RNA, 525 nt
Organism: Anisakis simplex (herring worm)
Lineage: Eukaryota; Metazoa; Nematoda; Chromadorea; Rhabditida; Anisakidae
Source: the annotation of a GenBank genome assembly
AUGGUGCUCGAUAGUUGCUCGAAGUCAGCAAUUCGAUUGCAACCGCCGGAUCCGAGAGACGAAGUCGCAUAUAUCAUCGAGAAUAACGCGAUGGUGGAAUUUUUGAGUGAACGAGUACGAGAAAAGUGUCAAAAUGUUGUGGUGAAAACGAAAAUGAAGGUAGAAGAUUGUUGUUUCCCGGAUACGUUAGCUGAAUUAGCUGAGCUGAAAUUGAGUGAUGGAUCAGAGAUUUCAACGCCUUUAAUUAUUGGUGCAGAUGGUGUGCAAAGUAAAGUGAGGCAGUCAUUGGGUGUUGAUUACACAUCUUGGGAGUACAAUCAGAGAGGUGUUGUGGCCACGGUGAAGAUACGAGCGGAAGAUGACAACGGUGCAGCAUGGCAACGAUUCAGUAAGCAUGGACCAAUAGCGUUGUUACCGCUCAGUGAAGAAUAUAGCUCAUUGGUUUGGACGACAAGUAAUGAACAUGCUAAAAGGCUUCUGUCAUUAACACCUGAAGAAUUUGUGGACGAACUGAAUUAUUAUCUG